This is a messenger RNA of Pediculus humanus corporis (human body louse), 1845 nucleotides long. RefSeq names its product luciferase, putative. Bases 1 to 1845 code for a protein of 614 amino acids. The transcript is spliced from 10 exons. The record is from RefSeq and is a predicted model, not a curated record. Lineage: Eukaryota; Metazoa; Arthropoda; Insecta; Psocodea; Pediculidae. Gene Ontology annotation, cellular component: endoplasmic reticulum. Gene Ontology annotation, biological process: triglyceride homeostasis. Gene Ontology annotation, molecular function: long-chain fatty acid-CoA ligase activity; long-chain fatty acid transmembrane transporter activity.
AUGUUUAUAUUGUGCGGAGGACUUGGUGCCAUCACCAGUGCUAUUUGGUAUCUUAUAGGAUGGAAAUCUGUAACGCAACUGCUUAUAGUAGCUGCAGUAGCUUUUUUAAUAACAGGACGUCGUUACAGAUGGUUUUAUGUAGCACUUUUUACUGUUAAAAGAGAUUUUAUUGGACUUACAAGAUUUCUUCGUUUAAAUUUCAAAAUUCGUUCAUAUUCGAAAAAAAAUGUGUCAAUUGUUGAUAUUUUUGUAAACAAUGCAAAAAACCAUCCUAAAAAACCAGCAAUUAUAUUUGAAAAAAGUGAAUGGACUUUUGAAGAUGUGGAUGAAUACAGCAACAAGAUUGCUAAUAUAUUUAAAGAACAAGGAUUUCGCAAGGGUGAUACUGUGGCCUUAUUUUUAGAAAAUUGUCCUGAAUUUGUUUGUAUUUGGCUUGGUCUUGCCAAAUUAGGUAUUAUAGUUCCUUUGAUAAAUACUAAUUUAAGAGAUCAAUCUCUUCUUCAUUCUAUUAAUGUGGCUGAGGCUCAAGCCAUUAUUUUCGGCAUCAAAGAUAUUUCUUCAUCGCUAAAUAGUUCAAUUACAUUGUUCAGACUGGGGGAUGGGAAAGAAAAAAGCAAAUCUAUUAAAGAAUUAAAUACACUUUUAAGUGAGGCAUCUUCUGAACCUCCUAUAACUUCUGAUAAAUUGAAUUACUCAGAUAAGCUUUUAUACAUUUAUACUUCAGGUACGACAGGGCUUCCUAAAGCCGCUGUUAUAACAGGAGCCAGUGCAAUGCAUUAUUUGGUUGAUUUUAAAGUAAAAGAUCGUUUUUAUACUCCCUUACCAUUAUAUCACACGGCAGGUGGAUGUGUGGUUAUUGGUCAAAUGAUUGUUUUUGGUAGUACGGUUGUCAUAAGAAAAAAAUUUUCUGCAUCUUCUUAUUUUUCGGAUUGUAAAAAUAACAAUUGUACGGUUGCUCAGUACAUUGGAGAAAUGUGUCGAUAUAUUCUUACGUCACCUCCAAAACCGGAAGACAAAACGCAUAAAAUACGUAUAAUAUUUGGUAAUGGUUUGAGGCCACAAAUAUGGAAAGAAUUUGUCGAACGGUUUAAUAUUCCAAAAGUUGCCGAAUUUUAUGGGGCGACAGAAGGAAAUGCAAAUAUCGUAAACAUUGAUAAUACAUUUGGUUCCAUCGGAUUCGUCUCAAGGAUUAUACCAUCAGUAUAUCCAAUAUCAAUUAUAAAAGCUGAUCCUUUUACUGGAGAACCCAUAAGAAACAGUAAAGGGUUUUGUAUCGAAUGCAAACCGAAUGAACCUGGAGUUUUUAUUGGGAAAAUAAUAAGGAAUGAUCCGUCGAGAGAAUUUUUGGGUUACGUCGAUAAAAAAGCAUCGGAAAAAAAAAUAGUUAGAAAUGUAUUUAAAAUGGGUGAUGCGGCAUUUUUAUCAGACAGAACCGGUGAUACAUUUAGAUGGAAAGGUGAAAACGUGUCAACAACGGAAGUCGAAGCCGUUGUCAGUACUUUAAUUAAUUUCAGAGACUGCGUAGUUUACGGAGUAGAAAUCGAAGGACAAGAAGGAAAAGUGGGAAUGGCUGCAAUAUUGGACGAAAAUAAAAAUAUAAAUUUAAACAAUCUUGCAGAUGGCGUAAUUAAAAAAUUACCCACAUACGCGAGACCUUACAUUGUUAGAAUAUUAGAAAAGGUUGAUAUGACGGGAACGUUUAAAUUAAAAAAAAUGGAUUUACAAAAAGAAGGUUUCGAUCCGAAGAAAAUUAAAAAUAAACUUUAUUAUUUAAACGAUGGAAAAUACCAGGAACUCACGUCAGAAGUUUACGAUUCAAUAUUAAAAGGGACUGUCAGGUUUUAA